Messenger RNA from Closterium sp. Yama58-4, 1578 nucleotides. Lineage: Eukaryota; Viridiplantae; Streptophyta; Zygnematophyceae; Desmidiales; Closteriaceae. The record is from the annotation of a GenBank genome assembly.
AUGGUGCUCUUUAUUCUCAACGACCUUCCUCCCAAGUCCCGCCUCAACUCCCCUCUUGCCCGUGCCACUCACAUCACUCUAUCCCCCCUCUCCCCUUCCCACCCACGCGAGACAGUCCCCUCAGCCAUGGUGCUCUUCAUUCUCAACCAACUUCCGCCACACCAUGCCCUCCCUGCUUUUCUCUGCCUCCACACCACACUAUCCCCUCUCUCCCUUUCCCUCACAGGCGAGACAGUGCCCUCAGCCAUGGUGCUCUUCAUUUUCUCAAGUACUUUCACGUCACACCAUCCUCUCCCCACUUCUUCCCCUCUGUACCUGUUUUUCACACAUCACAAUAUCCUCUUCCCUCCCCUCCCAGGCGAGACCGUCCCAUCGGCCAUGGUGCUUUUCAUUCUCAAGGACCUUCCUCCCAAGUCCCGCCUCCCCUCCCCUCUUGACUUGCAUCUCAUAUCGCACUAUCCCUUCCUCUUCCGUCCCCUCCCAGGCGAGACCGUCCCAUCGGCCAUGGUCCUUUUCAUUCUCAAAGACCUUCCUCCCAAGUCCCGCCUUCCUUCCCACCCUUCCCUCCCCUCCUCCUCCUCCUCCUCUCGCCCCUCCUCUCGUCACGGAAUUAGAACCCAGUCCUCUCGCUCUCGCACUUCCAACCUCCCCACUCUACUCCCCACCUCCUCCUCCUCCUCCGCCGCCCCUCAUCCAUCGUCCAUCUUCUCUUCUCUCACGCCUGACCGCCCCGUGCUUGCCUCGACCCUCGACCCAGCUGCAGCAGCAGCAGCCUUUCUUCUCCCCGCUGCUGUUGGUAGCAGUGGCAAAAGUGGUGGUGGGGUUGGUGGCAGGGGUGGUGGGGGUGGGGAUGCUGCUGGUGGUAGUGGUAGCAGUGCUACAUCUGUAGCAGGCUUAUCAAGACCAGAAGGGCACAUAGGCAGCAACAGCAGCGCCAUUGCCCGUCUCCCUGCUCCUCCCCUCGCCCCUCUUCUCCCCCAGUGGGUUGUACCCCCUGAAGGGGAACCCUACUCCGUCCUCCCCCCCGCUGCUGCUGCUGCUGCGAAUUCCUUUGCUGCUCUUGCCGCUGCUGCUGCCGUCGCUGCAGCAGCAGAAGCAGCGGCAGCGGCAGCAGAGGCGGAGGAGCAAGGGAGGAGGAAAGGGAGCGGGAAGGGGCGCGGGAGGGGGAAGGGGGCCGGUGGGAGAGGGGGAGGAGGGGGGGCGGAGAGAGGCGGGAAGGGGGGAGGAGGCAGGGGGAGGGCGAGGGGGGAAGCGGGUACAGAGGGUAAUGGAAGAGGGCCUGUGAGUGCAGAUGCAGGGGUGACACUGGCUGGAGCGAGUGGUGUGGGGGGAGGGGCGGUUGGGGGAAGAGCAGAUGGGACUCUUGUGAGAGAAGGACGAGGAGAAGGGAGAGGAGAAGGGAGAGGAGGGGCAGGAGGAGCAGGGGGAGCGGGAGGAGCGGGAGGAGUGGGAGGAGGAGGAGGAGGAGCAGCAGGAGCAGGGGAUGGUGCAGAGGGAGCAGCUCGGGACAGAAGCAAGGCAAAGAAACCAUCCAGGGUGGGAAUCUUGACUUACCCUCAAAUGCACAUGGCAGUCUAG